Messenger RNA from Triticum turgidum subsp. durum (durum wheat), 207 nucleotides. Lineage: Eukaryota; Viridiplantae; Streptophyta; Magnoliopsida; Poales; Poaceae. The record is from the annotation of a GenBank genome assembly.
AUGAUCCGAACCCUAGUCAGCACAGUGGCUGAACUUGUUAUGGUUAUGUCCACCGUCCUGCUUGACUGGCUCAUAUAUGUAUCUUCACCAGCACUCCCUUCACUCAGCACGGCAGGCUGCUUAGGCUCCAUUGGUAGCCUCAUGCUUUCGGAGCUCAACAUUGCAGCAACGUCAGUCAUGGUGGGCCGAUCUGCUGGAUCUUCCUGA